Molecule: messenger RNA, 1446 nt
Organism: Colletotrichum orchidophilum
Lineage: Eukaryota; Fungi; Ascomycota; Sordariomycetes; Glomerellales; Glomerellaceae
Product: high-affinity nicotinic acid transporter
Exons: 11
Coding region: 1-1446 (481 amino acids)
Biological process (GO): transmembrane transport
Cellular component (GO): membrane
Molecular function (GO): transmembrane transporter activity
Source: RefSeq, a predicted model, not a curated record
AUGGGCGUCCAACCGAGCCCAGAGAGCAAAACACUCUCCCCCCAAGAUGAAAAGUCUUCUCUCAAGAUAGCUCAUCGUAAAGUCGAUAAGAGACUUCUGCUGUGGUACUCCUUCGUCUACCUCAUCAUGCGCAUUCACGUCAGCAAUAUCAGCAACGCCGCCAUCAUCAACCUUGAACAAGGGACCGGCAUCAAGAAGCAGCUCGGAAACCUCUCCAGUUCAGAAUGGGCGUGGACGUUGAGCAUCUUCUACUACCCGUACAUGUUCUUUGAGCCUCUUGCCACGCUCGCGUUGAAGAGGUUCUCGCCUUCCGUCUGGAUGAGUCGGAUCAUGAUUACUUGGGGAGUUAUCUCGAUGUGUCAAGGCGCAACUCAGAGUUAUGGCGGCAUUCUAGCCUGUCGGUUCUUCUUGGGACUGGCUGAAGCGGGGUUCUAUCCCGGUGUUUUGUACCAUCUGAGCUUUUGGUACCCGACACACCGACUUCCGCUCAGAAUUGGCUUCUUCUACGCCUGCGGCAUGUUUUCCGGAACAAUCAGCGGUCUCCUGGCUUAUGCGAUAUCCUUCAUGAAUGAAAUUGGUGGCCUUGCCGGUUGGAGAUGGCUUUUUAUUCUCGAAGGGAUUCCUGCCAUCUUUUGUGGCGUCUACACAUUUUUCUAUCUGCCCAACUACCCCGAGACUGUCUCAUUCCUCGCAGAUUCUGAAAGAGAGGCUAUCCUCUCUGACCUCCCGGAGCAAGCGCCUACCAUGAUUUCAAAGACAAUCAACUUCCAACAAGUCAAGGAUCUUUUCAGUGACCCGACUUUCAUUCCGUUUUUGAUGAUCUGGAUUACGCACGGCAUUGGCGGAUGGGGCAUCUCCUUCGUCUUGCCGACUGUCAUUUACGAGCUCGGUAUAUCAAACACUGCAAUUUCUCAGGUGAUGACCAUGCCACCUUUUACGCUAGUCUUCGUCAUACUCUUGACGCUGGCCUUUUUCGUUCAUACAAAGCGACUCAGUCCAUGGGUCGCUGGCCUGGGACUAGAAGCCGCCCAAAUCGUCUGUUACGUACUCCUCAUCACAGUCAAACAGCCCAUUGCCAAGUACAUCUUUGUCAUGAUCGCAACCGCGGCAUCUCAGAGCUUCUUCGCCAUAAUAUGGCCAGAGCGCAUCCGAGCCGCAAAGGGAACGACAAGUGCGGGCCUUGCUAUUGGUGUGACCAAUGCGUCUUGUCAGCUUAUGGGCAUUGUUGGUCCCCAGAUAUACCAGUCAAGAUUCGGCCCUACCUACCGGGUGAGCUACGCCUGCUCCAUUGGCCUGCUAUGCGGAACACUUCUGGCGGUUUCAGCUGCGUGGUUCUUUGUGGUGAGGAAAGACUGGAAUGAGACAAACCAAGGAAAUAUCGGAGCAGAAUUGGAUUCAGAGACUGGUAGUCAUACAGGAGCAGCCAUGGCCGAAAGAAAGUCUUGA